Plasmopara halstedii is the source of this 1062-nucleotide messenger RNA. Its product is annotated as FOG: Transposon-encoded proteins with TYA, reverse transcriptase, integrase domains in various combinations. Gene Ontology annotation, molecular function: nucleic acid binding. The transcript has a single exon. The record is from RefSeq and is a predicted model, not a curated record. Lineage: Eukaryota; Oomycota; Peronosporomycetes; Peronosporales; Peronosporaceae. Gene Ontology annotation, biological process: DNA integration. The coding region runs from base 1 to 1062 and encodes 353 amino acids.
AUGGAUGAGAAAUCAGAUUGGUUUCUUGCUAGUGGCGCAUCGUCACACAUGAGCCCUGAGAGAAAGGAUUUUCAUACUUACAGAGAGUUGAAAGAGAGCAUUGGUAUUACGAUUGCUGAUGGUGAAUCACUCCAUACGGUUGGUAUGGAUGAUAUUCACAUGCAGUGCCUUCAAAGUCGCAUAGUGAAGAUAGUAGACGCUCUCCACAUUCCUGGAUUAGAUCGUCGGCUACUCUCAGCUGCAAUACUUACCCUGAAGGGUCUUACGGCGAGUUUUGGUACGAAAGAGUGUACUAUCUUUCGUGGAAAAGAAUCGAUAGCGACCGUACCACAAGCAAUUAAUGUGUAUCGUGUGAAGAAUCAAGCACAGACUUUGAGUGUGAUUGACCAUCAAGAAAGACCCCGCGAUUGGAAGUUAUGGCAUGCGAGAUUAGGACACACGCAUCAUGAAAAUACGAAACGUGUAGUUGACGCGAGUGAUGGUAUCCCUGGGGGGCUCCAGCGUGGCCGUUGCCAAGACCUAUGUGGUGGAUGCAUGCUUGGAACGAAAACUGUCAUGCAAUUCCCAAAGCAAACAAACCGUGGUACCACACGAGUUCUACAACUGGUUCACACAGAUCUCAUGAGACCCAUGAAAGUAACGUCUACCGGUGGAGCAAAGUAUGUACUGCUCUUCACAGAUGACUAUUCGCGCUACAUAUGUGCACACUUCCUGAAGAGUAAGACGGAAGUAACAAAUCGUUUUCGUGACUACAAAGCGAAGAUGGAAGUGCAACUAGGUGCUCGAAUCAAAAUUGUUCGGUCAGACAAUAGGACCGAAUUCUACAACAAGAAGUUAAGCAAGAUUAGUGUUGAUGGUGGGAUCAUCCACCAACGCUCUGCACCAUGUAGCCCUCAACAAAAUGGGCUUGCAGAACGGACAAACCGAACCGUGAUGGAGAUGGCAAGAAGCACGAUGAUGUUCAAGGCUUUUGAAACUCGAUGUUGGGCUGAUGCAGUCAAUACUGGUGUGUACCUGUCAAAUCGGAUGUCUAGCACCGUGAACACUGAUAUAACACCAUAA